Messenger RNA from Indicator indicator, 522 nucleotides. It is a transcript of the gene TMEM240, whose product is annotated as transmembrane protein 240. NCBI's taxonomy places the organism in Eukaryota, Metazoa, Chordata, Aves, Piciformes, Indicatoridae. The transcript has 4 exons. The coding region runs from base 1 to 522 and encodes 173 amino acids. The record is from RefSeq and is a predicted model, not a curated record.
AUGUCCAUGAAUGCAAACACCAUGAUUUUCAUGAUCCUGGGCGCCUCUAUCGUUAUGGCAAUAGCUUGCUUGAUGGACAUGAAUGCGUUGUUGGACAGAUUUCACAAUUACAUCCUACCGCAUCUCAGAGGGGAGGACCGAGUUUGUCACUGCAACUGUGGAAGGCAUCACGUCCAUUACGUCAUUCCGUAUGAUGGGGAUCAGUCAGUGGUGGACUCCUCGGAGAAUUACUUUGUGACUGACAAUGUAACCAAGCAGGAGAUUGAUCUGAUGCUGGGACUUUUGCUGGGCUUUUGUAUAAGCUGGUUUCUGGUGUGGAUGGAUGGGGUCCUGCACUACGCAGUGCGAGCCUGGAGAACCAGCCGACGGUAUGACAACUCCUGGUCUUGGAUUCCCAAAUUCUGUAACCUGAAGGAGCUGAGGAAGCGUCACCCCCGGCAGUACGAGGAGGCGACUGGCAACAUGGUGCACAUCAAACAGAAGCUGUACCACAACGGCCACCCCAGCCCACGGCACCUCUGA